AUGGCUAUCCAUUGUGACGAUACCACUAAUCCAUUGGACCAGUGGGCGACGGGUCGCCUCGCCGUAAACGGAAGAUCCCGAAGAGGCUCUACCGUAAUGGCUCGUAAUGAGGAGAAAGCACAGUCUAUGCUGUAUCGUUUCCGAGAGGCCCAGGCAGCAGAGCUUGGCCUGGGGACUAGGAGCGACCGCAGGCCACGAAUGGCCAGCGCGUGUAAGAGCUUGCGCGAAUGUGAACGCUGGAGGGGAGAGAUCUUGAGGGAGAUCAGUCGGAAGGUGUCCAAGAUCCAGGAUGCCGGUCUAACGGACUACGAGGUCCGAGACCUCAAUGAUGAAAUAAAUAAGCUGAUGCGAGAAAAGCGACACUGGGAGAACCAAAUAGUUGCGCUAGGUGGAGCGAACUAUCGGCGGAAUGUAGCCAUGAUGGAUGAUGAUGGAAAAGAAGUCCCUGGAACUAAGGGAUACAAGUAUUUUGGUCGAGCAAAAGAACUCCCCGGUGUCAAAGAACUCUUUCAAAGUAAGAAGACGGAAGAAGAUGAAGAGAACCAAACGCAGAACUAUUACAAGAAGUUUACAAAACAGGGCCCAGCGUACUUUGGAGACUUAGAUGAGACAGACGGGAAGCUAGUGGAGUUUGAGAUGCGCGCUGAAGAAGAAGAAUGGGAGGAUGCAUAUUCACACCUACGAACAAUUCUGGGUCUCCCGGCAGACGAACCAGUACCCCAGAUUCCUCGUUCCACAAAAAAAGCAGCGAUUGUGACUGUGAUAGACUCAAAUUCAGAAACACCAUCGCAGACCGAUACAAAACGUAAAGCACUAGACGGAGGCGAAGAUGAUGCUGAAAUGUCCGUAGACGAGAGUGCCAAGCGCCUACGAAUCGAUGGCUCACAGCAAGCAAGUGCAAACGGCGCGGCAGCUCCGCUACAGGAUGAUGCGCUUACAUAUGCUCGCGCGACUGCAGCCUUUAUUCCCUUUUUAUCGCCGGAAAACCUUUUGCCGCCGAAACUGCCGACGAGAGAGGAGAUGGAAGAGUACCUACUCGGUCUCCGGAAGAGGGCGUUGGUAGAGGAAUACUUCGGCGAUGCUUAG
Fibroporia radiculosa is the source of this 1086-nucleotide messenger RNA. RefSeq lists its product as uncharacterized. Gene Ontology annotation, biological process: generation of catalytic spliceosome for second transesterification step; mRNA 3'-splice site recognition. NCBI's taxonomy places the organism in Eukaryota, Fungi, Basidiomycota, Agaricomycetes, Polyporales, Fibroporiaceae. The transcript is spliced from 6 exons. The record is from RefSeq and is a predicted model, not a curated record. The coding region runs from base 1 to 1086 and encodes 361 amino acids. Gene Ontology annotation, cellular component: Prp19 complex; post-mRNA release spliceosomal complex; catalytic step 2 spliceosome.